ACCGCAUUCGAUUUCCCGUAUAUUUAACCCCCUGUAUACGCAGAGACUCAUUUGCAUGCUCUGUUCUCAAACCACAAAAAACCCUCAGUUUUUUCUCUCUCGUCAGAAAAAAACUUCAACCAACCAAGUGACUAGAAAUGGCCGGUGUAUUCUCGCUCCAUCAGUUCUCCUGCAAAACCCUCUCCAAGAUCUCACCGCCUUCCCAAUUCAACUCAAAGCCCACGCUUUCUCCUCCGAAUUCGAUAAACUUCAACAAAACCCCUCUUAUUUCAUCGCUGAAGAUUUCGGGGCCGGGUUUCCAGGUUGUCCGUGCGGUGCCUGACAACGAGUGGGGGCCGGAGAAGGAGGAAGGCGCCGCGACGGGGGUGGCGGUGGCGGAGGAGGAGCCGCCGGCGAAGGAACCGACGGAGAUUGAGCUGUUGAAGAAGCAGCUGGUGGAUUCGUUCUACGGGACCGAUCGCGGGCUGAGGGCGACGAGCGAGACGAGGGCGGAGAUUGUGGAGCUGAUCACGAAGUUGGAGGCUAAGAACCCGACCCCGGCGCCUACGGAGGCGUUGACUCUGCUCGAUGGCAAGUGGAUUCUCGCGUACACAUCAUUUGUGGGUUUGUUCCCUCUGUUGUCGCGAACACUGGCACUGGUGAAGGUGGAGGAGAUAUCACAGACCAUUGACUCGAAGAACUUUACAGUCCAGAAUUCUGUCCUGUUUUCAGGGCCACUUGCCACCACUUCUCUUAGUACCAAUGCCAAAUUUGAAGUUCGAAGUCCCAAGCGUGUUCAGAUCAAGUUUGAGGAAGGCAUCAUUGGAACUCCCCGGUUGACAGACUCCAUUGUGUUACCGGAAAAUGUUGAAUUUCUAGGAACAAAGAUUGACUUCACACCUUUCAAAGGCUUAAUCACCUCUGUACAAGACACAGCUUCAUCUGUUGCAAAGACGAUCUCCAGUCAACCACCACUCAAGUUCUCAAUCUCCAACACGAAUACAGAAUCAUGGUUACUUACCACAUACCUCGAUGAAGACCUUCGGAUCUCAAGGGGAGAUGCCGGCAGUAUAUUUGUGCUUAUCAAAGAGGGUAGCCCCCUCUUGACUCCUUGAACAGGUCCGAAAAGCCCUCUCAAUCAUGUGUGCUGCUUUUCUCUGUGUGUGGUUGUAAUGUUAUAUAGGGAAUGAAUACAAGACUCUCAGUAUGUACCUGUACGUGUCAGGAACCUUAAUGUCGUUUAUACGCAGUACAAUAAUUUCAAAAAUAUCAUAGCAUCAGAUUUUUGAAUCCAGGUUUGUAUUUUAUGAACUUGUUCUUGUGUUCCAGUUAACCACAUUUGUGUUGUAAUAUCUAUGGAGCUUAAUGAUUAUGGGUAA
Messenger RNA from Rhododendron vialii, 1358 nucleotides. Its product is annotated as plastid-lipid-associated protein, chloroplastic-like. The coding region runs from base 138 to 1094 and encodes 318 amino acids. The record is from RefSeq and is a predicted model, not a curated record. Lineage: Eukaryota; Viridiplantae; Streptophyta; Magnoliopsida; Ericales; Ericaceae. The transcript is spliced from 3 exons.